CAGUGGCGGUCACUUCCUGCCCCGCCCACCGUGGCUAAGUGGCCUUUGAAUUUCCCAGAUCCUUCCGUGCUUGUUCCUGGGGAGGGGGAGAUCAGGGGCCAGGCCUGUUCGUCGUUUGCUUCCCCCUGCACACAACUUCCUUGCGUUGAGAGUUCAGGACUUGGUGGCGCUGCCAGGGCUGACCGACAGAAUCGACCGAGGGUGGGGUGGGGGUGAAAAUGGCUGCGGAGUCCAGAGAUACGUCGGCGCCAGGUCUUCAGCAGGCCGAGCGAGAGAAGAGGGUGGGAGAGCAGAGCCCCGCGGGGCCCGAGGCGGGGAAAGACGGAGGGAGGGGGCCUUGUGUCAUCCGUGCGGAGAGCAUCCGGGAUUUCUGGGAAAGAACUGUCCCUGAGGAAGCGAUCCGGGAGCCCCGCAAAGGCCUGCAGCAGCGGUGGGAAUCUCAGCUGCAGGAGUUCCUGAAGGCCUUGGAGUCCCCCCAUGCGGUGGGGGGCAGCCCGCAGCUCCCGAGAAACAGUGCGCAGACUUCCCUGACCCCUUUUGACAGGAUGGCUGACACCAGCCGACGGCCUAGGUGGGAGCCAGACUCCCAAACCCUGCCUGGUCUGAGCGGAGGAGCCUCCCAGGCCGAGAGGCACCUCCUGGCCAAAGACAAGUCGGACUGCAGGAAGGCCCAGGAGGCUGCCAGCUCACGUGAAGAGUGCCGCCUCUUCCGGCGGUUUGGCUACCAGGAAGCGGAAGGGCCCCGCGAAGCUUGCCGACACCUCCGGAGGCUUUGCCACCAGUGGCUGAAGCCGGAGAGGCACACCAAGGAGCAGAUCCUGGAGCUGGUCAUCCUGGAGCAGUUCCUGGCCAUCCUGCCCACGAAGAUGCAGAGCUGGGUGAGGGAUUGCAGCCCCCAGACCUGCACCCAGGCGGUGAUUCUGGCGGAAGAUUUCCUGCUGAGGCAGCGCGAGGACGAGGGGCGGGUGGGAGAGCAGCAGGCAAUCCGCCCGUUUGCGGAGGAAGACUCUGCAGAGAAGGCUCCUCUGAACACCUGGCAGAGGCCGCUGCUUGGAGGGAUGAAGGAGGAAAGCGAAGGAGACGCCCCCUUGCUGCCAGGCGACGAGAAGUUGUGCAGCCCGGAGAAGAAUGACCCGGAAGCUUCCGGAGAGCUGGAGCCACGUUGGAUGUUGUCUGGAAGGGUCGAACAGACCGUUCCCCACUGCCCCGGUGCAGGGGAAGCUUCCGAGAUGCUGUACGGCGGGAACUGCCUGGAGCGGGAAGCAGGGAAGUUCAUCAACUCCCAGGGGACGUAUGAGGACUUGGACGAGAGCGGCAUGCAGCCGGGGACCCUCCUCUUCCCCGGCGAGAGGGACAACGCCUGCCAUGUGUGCGGGAAGGUCUUCCGGCGGCGCUCCAACCUGAUUGCGCACGAGAGGAUCCACUCGGGGGAGAGGUGGUACAACUGCUCCGAGUGUGGGAAGAGCUUCGUCAGCCGGGCUGCCUUCCUCAUCCACCAGCGGGUGCACACCGGGGAGAAGCCCUACAAGUGCUCCUACUGUGGGAAGGGCUUCAAUACAGGCUCCAGCCUCAUCCGCCACAAGAGGAUCCACACGGGCGAGAAGCCCUACAAGUGCCCCGAUUGCGGGAAGCGCUUCAACGACUACUCCAACUUCAUCGUCCACAAGAGGAUCCACACGGGAGAGAAGCCCUACGAGUGCUCUAUCUGCGGCAAGCGCUUCAGCGACAACUCCAACUUCAUCAAGCACCACCACUGAGAGGUCGGCGGG
Messenger RNA from Podarcis muralis (Common wall lizard), 1769 nucleotides. RefSeq lists its product as uncharacterized. Gene Ontology annotation, cellular component: PcG protein complex; transcription regulator complex; chromatin. Gene Ontology annotation, biological process: regulation of transcription by RNA polymerase II. The record is from RefSeq and is a predicted model, not a curated record. Gene Ontology annotation, molecular function: RNA polymerase II cis-regulatory region sequence-specific DNA binding; DNA-binding transcription factor activity, RNA polymerase II-specific. Lineage: Eukaryota; Metazoa; Chordata; Lepidosauria; Squamata; Lacertidae.